This is a messenger RNA of Pelobates fuscus (common spadefoot toad), 1461 nucleotides long. It is a transcript of the gene ALKBH5, whose product is annotated as alkB homolog 5, RNA demethylase. The coding region runs from base 170 to 1249 and encodes 359 amino acids. Gene Ontology annotation, biological process: mRNA export from nucleus; mRNA processing. Gene Ontology annotation, cellular component: nucleus. NCBI's taxonomy places the organism in Eukaryota, Metazoa, Chordata, Amphibia, Anura, Pelobatidae. The record is from RefSeq and is a predicted model, not a curated record. The transcript has 4 exons. Gene Ontology annotation, molecular function: oxidative RNA demethylase activity.
GGCCCGUGACAUCCUGAGGGCCUCUCAGACGGUGUCCGCGCAGCGGGAAGCACCGCGUACCGAGCCUCCCUCUUUCCCUCCCGCCAUGCAGCGCGCUCACUGACACCGGCCAUGCCCGCCACCUGCCGCCCGGACAGCAGCCCCGGGUGAGGAGGAGGAAGCCGCCGCCAUGUCCGUCAGCGGGUUCACCGACCUGCGGGAGAAGCUGCAGUCACUGUACCGGGACAGCCCCAAGGAGUCCGGCAAGAGGAAGCACCCGGCGUCGGACACGGAGGAGGAGGCGGGGGCCGUGUCCGAGCCGGAGGAGGAGGAGGCCCGCAAGGUGCGCAGCGGGAUCCGCCAGCUCCGGCUCUUCAGCCCCGCGGAGUGCGCGCUCAUCGAGUCCCGCAUCGACGACGUGGUGUCCCGGGCCGAGAAGGGGAUGUACCGGGAGCACACGGUGGACCGGGCGCCGCUCCGCAACAAGUACUUCUUCGGCGAGGGCUACACGUACGGCGCCCAGCUGCAAAAACGGGGCCCCGGCCAGGAGCGGCUCUACCCCCCGGGCCAGGUGGACGACAUCCCGGACUGGGUGCACGAGCUGGUCAUCCGCCGCCUGGUGGAGCGGAACGUCAUCCCCGAGGGCUUCGUCAACAGCGCCGUCAUCAACGACUACCAGCCCGGCGGCUGCAUCGUGUCCCACGUGGAUCCCAUCCACAUCUUCGAGCGACCCAUCGUGUCCGUGUCCUUCUUCAGCGACUCGGCGCUCUGCUUCGGCUGCAAGUUCCAGUUCAAACCCAUCCGGGUGUCCGACCCCGUGCUGCUCCUGCCGGUACAGCGGGGCAGCGUCACCGUGCUCAGCGGGUAUGCUGCAGAUGAUAUCACCCAUUGCAUCCGACCACAGGACAUCAAGGAAAGACGGGCUGUUGUCAUACUUAGAAAGACAAGGACAGAAGCUCCACGUCUAGAAACAAAGUCCCUGAGUAGCAGUUACAAUCAUGAACAUCUCUCCGGCAGUAACAGGCAGCAUGUCCUGAAACCAAAACGGUCACAUCGUAAAGCCGAUCCGGAUGCAGCUCACAGACCCCGGAUUCUAGAAAUGGAUAAAGAAGAAAACAGACGUUCUGUGCUUUUACCAAAGCCGAGGAGGCGGAGUAACUUUAGCUCUGAGAACUAUUGGCGACGGUCUUAUGAAUAUGUGGAUACCUACUCAGAAAUAGGAGAUGAUGAGGGAAGCCCAGCUCGCAAAGUUAAAAUGAGGCGUCAUUGAGGCAGCAGGUUUUUUUUGUUUUUUUGUUUUUUUGUAGACUGCUCGCCAGGUUGGUUAACUUGGAGACUUUAUAAAGUUUGUUCCUUCACCAUUUCAUCCACAAUUGACACCAUGAUUGCAGGAGUAUAUUGGAAGUCCACACUCCCUCCAUCCUGCACAUCUUUCUACCAAGACAGUUUGUUCUGGAUGCAUUUUCACCACUUUUUUUUUUU